UAAGGAGAUGGGUUUCGGAUACUCAAAGUGGACCCUGUAAAAAAAUAAAAAUUCAAUAUAAAGUGAUAAUAAUUAAAUAAUUAAAUUUUAAAAUGUUAAACGGUAGUGUACAUUUUGAAGCUAGAAUUCAAGCAACUGGUCCACCACGUUUAUUGGGUUGGAAUGUACCACCUGAAGAGCUAAUUCAUAUACAAGAACACUGGUUAUCUUAUCCAGAACCAAAUCCUUCACUUCAUUAUUUACUUGCAUUAUUAUAUAUUGUAUUUACAUUUGUUGCAUUACUUGGAAAUGGACUUGUUAUCUGGAUAUUUACUGCAGCAAAAAGUCUACGUACACCAUCAAAUUUAUUUGUCGUUAAUUUGGCAAUACUUGAUUUUUUAAUGAUGAUUAAAACACCAAUAUUUAUUUAUAAUUCAUUUCAUCAUGGCUUUGAACUUGGACAUCUUGGUUGUCAAAUAUUUGGUUUUGUUGGUACAAUAAGUGGACUUGGUGCAUCAAUAACAAAUUCUGCAAUUGCUUAUGAUCGAUAUAGCACAAUUGCUAGUCCACUUGAUGGUAAAUUAUCAAGAGGACAAGUUAUUAUACUGAUUUUUGCAAUAUGGCUUUAUACUAUACCAUGGGCAAUGAUGCCAUUGAUGGAAGUAUGGGGUAGAUUUGCACCAGAAGGAUAUUUAACAGCUUGUACAUUUGAUUUUUUAACUGACACUGAUGAAAUACGUUAUUUUGUUGGUACAUUAUUUUUUUUUUCAUACUGUAUACCAAUGACACUUACAGUUUAUUAUUAUAGUCAAAUUGUAAGUCAUGUUGUUAAUCAUGAAAAAGCAUUACGUGAACAAGCUAAAAAAAUGAAUGUUGAAAGUUUACGUAGUAAUCAAAAUGCUAAUCAAGAAUCAGCUGAAGUACGAAUAACCAAAGCUGCAAUAACAAUUUGUUGUUUAUUUGUAACAUCAUGGACACCAUAUGGUAUCAUGGCAUUAAUUGGAGCAUUUGGUAACAAGGCAUUAUUGACACCUGGUAUUACAAUGAUACCAGCAUGUUGUUGUAAAUUUGUUGCUUGUCUUGAUCCUUAUAUUUAUGCCAUAAGUCAUCCAAGAUACAGACUUGAAUUACAAAAACGAUUACCCUGGCUAGAACUUCAAGAAUCAACACCACAAAAUGACGCAACUAGCACUACCACUGAAGCAGUCAGUGCAUCAGCUUGAUUAACUCAAAUUGUAAAACCGUAAAUAAAUUUAAAAAUAAAAAGACAAAAAAAAAAACAAAAAAAAACAUGUGUUUAAACAAAAGAAAAAUUAUAUAAAUCAAUAUUAUUUUUUUCUUUUUUUUGAACUAAUGUAAAUAACUGUAUCACUAAUUUUGUGUUUGAAAAAAAAAAUAAUAUUUAUUAAACUGAUUGAAAAAAAAUUAACAAAUAAUUAAUUUUCACCUUUUUUUAUUUAUAAAUUUUUUAAACGACGUAAAAUUUCAUCUUGAGCUUCAGCAUGAAUUGGAUUUUUUUUCGUAGAUUUUACUUGACUUGGUGGAUUAAUUGUAAUUUUUUUAGGCUUUGUUGUUUGACUGCCUCCAACAACAAUACUACGUAAAUCUUUCAUUUCUUUAUCUACCAUAUUAAUUUUUUCUUUAUUUAUAAUUUUUAUUUUAUCCAA
Messenger RNA from Aphidius gifuensis, 1646 nucleotides. It is a transcript of the gene Uvop, whose product is annotated as opsin, ultraviolet-sensitive. Gene Ontology annotation, cellular component: membrane. The transcript has 5 exons. The record is from RefSeq and is a predicted model, not a curated record. Lineage: Eukaryota; Metazoa; Arthropoda; Insecta; Hymenoptera; Braconidae. Gene Ontology annotation, biological process: G protein-coupled receptor signaling pathway; visual perception. Bases 93 to 1202 code for a protein of 369 amino acids. Gene Ontology annotation, molecular function: G protein-coupled receptor activity.